Molecule: messenger RNA, 5264 nt
Organism: Ctenopharyngodon idella (grass carp)
Lineage: Eukaryota; Metazoa; Chordata; Actinopteri; Cypriniformes; Xenocyprididae
Product: leucine-rich repeat and fibronectin type-III domain-containing protein 4
Exons: 5
Coding region: 1404-4358 (984 amino acids)
Molecular function (GO): protein binding
Source: RefSeq, a predicted model, not a curated record
CUCUCCCUGUAUCAGUGCAUGUAGUCGACACUCGCUCCUAGUCGCUCGUUGGUUCGCGCAAACAUCUCAACUGCUUGCAAAGAAGGAGAAGAAUAAUAACAAAAACAAUGAGUAGAAACCAGAGGAAAAACUGAACUAGAAACAAAUAACAGAAGUAUGAAGGGGAACUGCUAAAAAUAUCCAGCACAACAAAAGAUCUGUCAUUUUUUCCUUUUUGUGCUCUAAUUUUUCUUUUUCUGUUCUGUCGUUCUCUGGAUACCUGACCGACAGGAUUAAAAAUGACUUAAAUUUCAAUCAGCUGUGGCAGGAGAGAAAGAAAGAGGGAUGAAAAAAGAGGAGUUUGUCCUCUGAAGAGAUUCAGCGGCUCACAGCUGGUGAGAACGAGGGAGUGUUAGACGGAGAGAGAGAAAUCAAGAGAGGGAGGGAAGAAGACCGGUGUCCGAAAGAGAGAGAAAGAGGGUCUUGUUUCGCUUUUGAGGAAGCCAGGAGUCGGAUCGCCUUUUCCUGCAGGACUACCUAACUGGAAAUGCUGGAAAAGCAGAUGGGGCAGAGAGAGAGAAGGUGAGAGACAAAAGGACAGGAAACCACUCUGGUGACAUAUCCAAAAGGAAUCAAUGUUUUUUGCAAUCGGACGAGUCAUUCCUCACUCCCACCACCCCGUUUUGCUCUGUGCUUGGGACGUUGUUUUGCCGUGAGACAUAAAGGCCUCAGAACUGGCAGCUCACUGGAAUCCGACACUGAAAGACGAAUGGAACAAACAACUGAAGAGGCGAAUACAUGAAAACAACAAUCAGAGCAAUUUGGAGGAGAACACAAACAAGGUGCACAUCUGGAAUAAAGAAUAAACAGACUGACAGAAUGAGAGAGCAAGAUGAGGAGGUGUUGAAUGGGAAAAUGAGCACAUGAACAUCGCAGGUGGAUGAAAAGGAGCAGGAAAAGAAGAUGAGAGGAAGAUAAAAACAGCAGGAUCCUGGAAAAUAGAUGGCAGAACAGCUGGAAAGACUCAAAAGUGGAAGAAUAUGGUGAGAAUCUUAAAAUGAUUUCAGUGGAAAUGUGAAACUGCUGGAAGGCCCCAAGGCCAAAAUGUUUCACAGCAGGAACAUUUUAACAAGGGAAGAGCAUAUCCCUGUGUUUUCCACAAACCAAACUGGAGGAGAUAUGAGUGAAAUUGAGAGUCUGACUCAAGUUGAAUCCUCAUGUUUGAAGUGUGCGCAUGGACACGGGAUAGACACACAAACACUCGUGGACACUUCUCUACCUUUAUAAGGGAUAAACACCUCAGUCUGGAUUAACAAACACCUCUAAAACUUAAAGACACGCAGAUAAACACCUGGAAAUGAGCAGCUAAUUGACCUGGGAUCAACACAGACAGAAAAGGUCUGUGGAUCACUCCCCUAUCUACCAUGCAAGACUCCCCACCCCUUCAGCCAUUCAGAAAACCACAUCCGUCCCACAUUUUAUGCCAUCCUCACAAGAACACACACUCCCCCUCAUUCCCCUCUCAUCCACCCAUCCAUCUGAAUCAAAAUAUCCUUAAGCCCUCUGAAACAUUUCGUCAAUCCUCUCCUCCGCUGUGGCCAAAGUUCACCAGCAGAUACUCACCCCCAGACACAUCCUUACUGACACUGCCACUGCCAUUACUGCACUGGCUGGCACUGUUCACUUGUGCCUGCUUGCUGCCUGCUCUUUUCGGUCAGAUUCCAGGAGCCGUAGCCGGUGAGACGUGGGGCGUAGUCUCUGCGUGUCCCUUUCACUGCGUCUGCAGGAAUCUCUCUGAAUCUCUAAGUACACUUUGUGCUGACAAAGGCCUUCUUUUCGUCCCGCCAAACAUUGACCGUCGAACUGUUGAGCUUCGUCUCGCUGACAACUUCAUCCGAGAAGUAGGAGGAGCUGACUUUGCCAACAUGACAGGACUGGUGGAUUUGACACUAUCCCGAAAUACCAUCAGUCUCAUCCGGCCACUGGCAUUUGCAGAUCUGGAAAGUCUUCGGUCACUGCACUUAGACGGCAAUCGACUGUCAGAGCUGGGCCCAAGAGACUUAGUAGGAAUGCUAAACCUGCAGCAUCUCAUUCUCAACAACAACCAACUCAUCAAUAUCUCCUCCGAGGCCUUUGAUGACUUUUUACUCACUCUAGAGGACUUGGACUUAUCCUAUAACAAUCUGCGCAAGGCUCCCUGGGAUGCCAUUCAAAGCAUGGCCAGUCUGCACACGUUAAACCUAGAUCACAAUCUCAUUGACCAGAUCGCUGAGGGGUCUUUUAGUGAGCUCUACAAACUAGCCCGAUUGGACAUGACCUCAAAUCGCCUACAGACUUUACCACCUGAUCCAUUGUUCGCUCGCUCCCAAACAGGAGUAAUUAGUCCUACACCCUACAAUGCUGUGAUCAACUUGAAUUUCGGAGGUAACCCAUUACACUGCAACUGUGAACUGCUUUGGUUGAGGAGGCUAAUCCGCAGUGAUGAUAUGGAGACAUGUGCUACACCCCUUCAUUUAGCUGGACGUUACUUCUGGUCUAUUCCUGAGGAGGAAUUUGCCUGUGAGCCUCCGCUUAUUACCCGACAUACACACAAACUCUGGGUUUUGGAGGGUCAAAGGGCAACACUCAAAUGUCGUGCUAUUGGUGAUCCAGAGCCAGUGGUGCACUGGGUCUCACCAGAUGACCGCAUUAUCGGCAAUUCCAGUCGCACCACAUCUUUCCGAAAUGGCACUCUUGAGCUACUUGUGACUGUUGCUCGUGAUGAUGGUACGUACACUUGCAUUGCUAUCAAUGCUGCAGGUGAGGCCACCUCGCUAGUUGACCUGAAGGUUAUCCCUCUCCCUCAUCGUGGAAAUGGAACGGUAUUGUUAACUCGUGACCCAGGAUCUUCGGACAUCACCAGAGGGAAAACCUCCAGUGGGCAAAGCCCUGGCCUGGACACUAAUAGUGACCCCCAGGAGGGACUGGAGGAGGGUCAGGCAGAGGGUGAGGAUGUGGCCAGUGAAGGGGGUGAGGAGCAGAUGGUGAAAGUACAAGGAGUGACGUCCACCUCAGCACAAGUGAGAUGGGAUAAGGGUCGUCUAAUGGGAGCCAACCUGGUGUGGAUGUAUCAAAUACAGUAUAAUUGCACUGCCGACGAGACACUAAUUUACAGGAUUCUGCCCCCCAUGAGUGACAGCUUCCUACUGAAAAACUUGGUCUCUGGCUCAGACUACAAUUUGUGCGUGCUAGCCAUUUUUGAUGACACAGUCACUUCCAUGGCCGCCACAACGGUCAUUGGUUGCACCCAGUUUAGCACCAAGGACAAUUACCCGGACUGCCGUUCGCUUCAAGCCCACUUCCUUGGCGGGACUCUUACCAUUCUGGUUGGUGGAGUUGUUGUGGUAACGCUGUUGGUGUUUACCGUUGCACUGAUGGUACGUCACCGUGUGUGCAGUAACCAUGACAAUCAUCAUGAAAUAGGUGAAGAGGUGGGAUGCUCAGGAACAGACUCCCCACCUCUUCCUGCUAAGGGAGCUGAUGUCUUUUCUCAGAGUAAUGGAAAUGGGAAUGUGAUGAUGGUGGUGCUGCCCAACGGGCUCGUUCAAAAGCGAAAAGUGGCAGAGGGGGGGUUGGGGUCACCACCCAAACCAACUUCCAGAGUAAAACCAAAAACCCUCCCAAAGCCCAAAGUGAAUCUGGAGCAGUUUAGGGCAGGACUAGAGAUCGAGAUGGGGUCCAUCAGACCUCUUCCACCAUACACACUGGAGAAAGAGCAAAUGUCUUUGUAUUAUACCCCCAGUAAUCAUUCCCCCUCCACACUGCCGCGUCCGUCACGCCCAUUAGGAGCAAAACCACUCAAACUCCGACCUACCAACAUGGACACAAGUAAACGGGCCAGUUUAAGCUUGGCUCCGCCCCCUAAGUACAGGUGUGACAGGCGGUUCAGCACGGGAGGGGGCAUUGUAGUCCGUCGGGGAGGACCAGAGAGCCAAUGGAAUUCCUCACUGGCCUAUCAGAGCCCUGCGCUGUCCCAUGAGAGUCCUCCUCAUGGCGCCCUGCGCUACAAGAGAAGCUCUUCAUUCGACAUGGGUGAAAUCGCCACAUCAGCCUGCUAUAGUUAUGCCAAGAGAUUUAGCGUAAUCUGGACCAAACGGAGCCAGUCGUUACAUGGCAUGCUUGUCCAGUGCACCUCAGCAACAAGCACCUCAACAACCAGCAGUGGCAGUGAAGAUUUCCACGCGCAGCAUACACGCGGAUACAUCCGUGCCUACAACACCACCAACUCCAAUUCCAACCCUCCGAAAGCAGAGGUUACAACAAAUUUAAAAAACCAGUGGCUGAAGGAUAAAGAAAAGGACAAAGAAAAGGGAGAAGAACUUGAGGAGAGUGUAGUGUAGGGAAAGAGAAGACAGACGAGACAGUUCUGUUAGGACCUUGAGAUGGAUGUGAAAGGAGUCAAAGAGCAAACCAGUUUAAAGGAGAGCUGAAAAUGUGGUACAGUUAUUGUAUGAGUGACUGAACCCUAGGGGGAAAAACAGCCUAAGCUGGUUUGGUGGUCUUAGCUGCUCUUCCAAUUUGGUAAUGGUGGUCUAAUUUGCUGGUUUUAAAGGAGUUUUGGGUACUUGACAGCCGGUCAGCCUGGGAGACCAGCCAGCUAAACCAGCUGAAGACUAGCUUGGUCACACUGAGAGUAAACCAGCUUAGACAAGUCUGCAAGGAAAGUGAACGUGUACAAAUGGAACAAUGGUGGCAUGAUGUGGACUUUUAGAAAAUAAAUGGGCAUUGACUGACAAUUGAUAUUUUGUGUGUGAGGCUAUAUGUGUGUGUAUAUGUGUGUGUAAGUGAGUGAAUGGAUUAAUGCACAAAAAAGUAAUUAAAAGUAAUUUUAUGACACCACUGGAACUACUGUAAAAUGUGAUCACCACCAUCCAGUACAAAAAAUGUAUUAUGUGAAGCCAAGAGACUAUUAUGUUGCCGUAAGGAUGCUGGACUAUUAUAGAAGGAAAAAUGAUUAAAAAAAAAAAAAAUGCCAUUCCAAGACCACAAAAUCAGUGAAUAAAUUCUGUUUUAAAAUACAUUUUGGUUGGAGAAAUGGAUAAAAGGACAAUAAUGCGUUAAAGAUUUGCCAGAAAUGUUUCUUUUUGUCUUUCAUGAAUGAUGCAGUGAAAAAAAGUUCAGUUCUUGUUGGAGUAAAUUCAAUGUCAAUGUCAUCAAGUGUUAAAAUGAUUUUUCUUUACAGAGUACAGAAAUGAAAAUGAAAAUAAGGAGCAGUGAUAUUAAUAAACAUUUUAAUAUCUGUUUGA